This is a messenger RNA of Drosophila subpulchrella, 3053 nucleotides long. RefSeq names its product tubulin polyglutamylase TTLL5 (gene TTLL5). The coding region runs from base 147 to 2900 and encodes 917 amino acids. The record is from RefSeq and is a predicted model, not a curated record. The transcript has 5 exons. Gene Ontology annotation, molecular function: tubulin binding; tubulin-glutamic acid ligase activity. Lineage: Eukaryota; Metazoa; Arthropoda; Insecta; Diptera; Drosophilidae. Gene Ontology annotation, biological process: microtubule cytoskeleton organization; protein polyglutamylation. Gene Ontology annotation, cellular component: cilium.
GAGAGCCAGCGAAAUUGGUUGCGAAGAAGGAAGAGGAGAGGGAUCUCGAGCACCCAGGAAAAUCUCCAUCCACCACCUCCACGUCCACGGGCCCCUAGUAUUCGCAAGUGGUAACAGGGCCGCGUUUGCGUUUCGCCGGAGUCGUUAUGCCUUCUUCAUUGUGUGAAGCACUCACAAAUUCUUCAAUCAAUUUUGAUUAUCAAAAAGAAGAUGAUUGGAUAACGAGUGGAAAGCUGGGUUCGCGCGAAGCAGUUUUGGUUUUUAGGACGAAUAUACUUAAUCCGAAAAUACGCAAGACAUUGUCUGAGAAGUCCUCUGCACAAGCGUUAUCGGAAACAAAGGAUAAUGUAGAAGAGCCCGUUCCAUGCCAAAACAAAUCGGAGCAAAAAGAACCCACUUCUUCAGAAACAAAUAGCAAGGAAGCUCUAAGCGGUUCGACGCAGCAAAAGAUUUAUUUAUUGAAAACCCCGCAACAAUGUGAUAAAUCGGAUAAAUUAACCUUUUCUAGCCCUUUUAAGAAGAUACUUAAUCGAUAUUCCUCGAGUGAUACGUCCAUUUCUAGUGAAGGUGAAGAGCCGGCACAUAGUAGAGAAUGCACAUCGCGUGUACUUAAGACCAGUCAAAAUACCAUUAAUAUUAAAUUAGCUGCAGAUUUAUCGAAGGAAAGUGGAUACGAGUCUACAGCACCUGCCAAAUCAAUUUCAAAUACUGAAGUAAGCGAAGAAGAUCCGGAGGUGACAAGUGAAGACGACGACGAAUAUGGUAUUAACAUGCCUGCCUUUAAACUCAAAAUUACCUAUAAAUUCCAUCAAACGGAAACCAAGUUGCUAAGAAAGCUAUUCAAUGUCCAUGGCCUUACUGAAAUUCAGGGUGAAAGUAAUAAUUUUAAUUUACUUUGGACUGGUGUUCAUAUGAAAUUAGAUAUUGUGAGAAAUUUGGCGCCGUAUCAGAGAGUUAAUCAUUUCCCAAGAUCCUAUGAGAUGACCCGCAAGGACAGACUAUAUAAGAACAUUGAACGCAUGCAACAUCUUCGGGGAAUGAAACAUUUUGAUAUUGUGCCACAAACAUUUGUCCUGCCAAUAGAAUCCCGAGAUUUAUGUGUAGCCCAUAACAAGCAUCGCGGACCAUGGAUAGUAAAGCCAGCGGCAUCCAGCCGGGGAAGAGGAAUAUUUAUAGUGAAUUCGCCAGAUCAAAUUCCCCAAGAUGAGCAGGCGGUAGUCUCAAAGUAUAUAGUGGAUCCGCUGUGCAUUGAUGGUCACAAAUGUGAUUUAAGGGUAUACGUCCUAGUGACGUCUUUUGAUCCCCUUAUUAUUUAUCUAUUCGAAGAGGGCAUCGUGCGGUUGGCCACAGUUAAAUACGAUAGACAUGCGGAUAACCUGUGGAACCCAUGCAUGCACCUCUGCAAUUACAGCAUUAAUAAGUACCAUUCUGAUUACAUAAGGAGCUCCGAUGCUCAGGAUGAGGAUGUAGGCCAUAAGUGGACGUUGUCCGCUCUUUUAAGGCACCUGAAACUCCAGAGUUGUGAUACACGGCAACUAAUGCUGAAUAUAGAAGAUUUAAUUAUUAAGGCUGUGCUAGCAUGUGCUCAAUCCAUUAUUUCGGCCUGCAGAAUGUUCGUUCCCAAUGGAAACAACUGCUUUGAACUGUAUGGAUUCGAUAUAUUAAUCGACAAUGCACUGAAGCCAUGGCUGCUGGAAAUCAAUCUAUCGCCGUCAAUGGGUGUGGAUAGUCCUUUGGAUACAAAGGUUAAGGCAUGCCUGAUGGCUGACCUGUUGACGUGCGUGGGUAUUCCAGCCUAUAGUCCAGAAAUGAGAUCUCACUAUGACCAAAAAUGGUCACGAUUCCGCAGUUCAAGCUGCCAAAGGCAGGCAACCCUGCCCAGCGUCUCACAAAAGACAAAAAAAUCGAAGAAAAAGGGUGCCCCCAUUAAUCUUAAUCUAACCGGCGAAGAGCAGCGCAUAUUGCGCAAUGCACGCCUACAGUAUUCUCGUCGUGGUGGAUUCGUACGCAUCUUUCCUACGGAUGACUCAAUGCAGCGGUAUGGUAACUUCCUUGAUUCUGCUAAUGGCAUUCCAAUUUCCACGCCGACUGUACAGAGUCAGACAUUCCAAACGCCGAUUGUGCAGCACAACUACAACCAGAUGCUUCACCAAAAUUUAUACUGCAAGGAUGGCCGGCAGAAGCUGGAAGAUAAUUCGGAAGCUGAGCGAAUUUGGCAAUACGAAAGAGCCUUGGAGACCGAUUCGGAAAUUCCGUUUGUCAAGAAGCCCACGGUGGAGAAGUGCGAGGAGGAGGGCAGGAGGUUGCGGAAGGUGAUGCUUAAGAAAAUUUCCAAUGGAUCAGAACUGACUCCGUUUCAAGCCCGACAAACUUUUAGUAUUUAUUUGGAAUCGGUUCUACGGCGCCUAACCGAAGAUCCGAAGGACAAUCAUGAGAAAAUAAUUCUCAAGUUUUUAAACAAAUUCGGUGGUUCUGUGAAGCCGCCCGUAAUUUUCCGGAAUAUGCAAACCAUUAAGGUGGCCAGCAAAGCCCGGUCGGCAAUGGUGGCGAAACUACUAGGCGAUUUCCUGGAGAAUUACAAAAGAGACACCGAGGCCUAUGUGGACUCUUUCGAUCACUUUGGAAUGAUACCAUCCAGUGCCUACAAUCAGUUUCUAAUGCACGCCCAAGAGUCAGAUUUGGAGGCAGUGCUGACACUUCACACCAAUGUAACCGGGAUCAUGCCCUUCCUCUACAACCGAUGUGGACUGUCAGUGCCACCUACGCCCCCGAUUCCGUCGGGCCUGCACGGGUUCCUGAGAGCCCUUCCCUCCAUGGUGAACCCCUCCGGCAUGGCCAGGGAACUCAGCAAGUACGAUGGCUAUUUUAAGAGCUACGACAAGGAGAAGAUAUUUCUUUGAAGUCCGAAAUCGCUGGAAGAUCUUAAACUAAAUAGCUAAUUUGUCAAGCUUUUGUCCAGUCAUCCUACUGUAGUAAGUCUAAUUAUUUUUGUAUUCAAAUUUUCGCAUUAAGGCAGAGGCUUAAGCAAAUAAAUAUUUAUCGAUAAACAACGA